AUGAUCGGUCGCGGAGUGAAGCGUUGCAAUGGUGGAAGGGUAUUGAGAAACAGGGUUCGACAUUUCAACGAUACGUUUAAACGCUCAGCAUUGCGAUGUACUACGUCUCCGAUUCAACCACACAACUCUCCGGAAACGGUACCACCUGAAUGGCUACAGCCUCUGCUGGAUGUGUCAGAGGGUACAGGGUACGAUGUGAACGAUGCUGGAUUGCUAGGACAGCCCGUUGCCUGGGGCGACCAAGACUCUAAUGACCACGUCAAUAGCGUGACCUACAUCAAGUAUUUUGAAACAGGCCGGUUUCAUUUCCUUAUGGAAAUGUUUAAAUCAAGGGGGCUUGCCUUCAAUGAUCUUAUGAGUCCUAAGGGAAUCGUUUCAGUAUUUCGCAGCGCUGAGAUCCAAUGGAGAAGGCCCAUUCAAUACCCAGACAGGAUCUCUGUUAUUCACAAGAUUGAGCCGUUAACUGCACCUGACAGAUACGUUCUCAAAGGUGUCAUUGUUUCUCAUCAAUCUAGAAGCGUGGCAUGCCGGAUCAAAGAAACACUUGUGACCGUUGAUAGUGCUAAUGGAAGCCAAAAGUGCGAUAUCCCUCCAAAAUUCAAGGCUGUAUUUGAAGAAUGGGCCAGAAAAUCAAAUCCUGAUCAUUCUUGA
Messenger RNA from Yarrowia lipolytica CLIB122, 651 nucleotides. The record is from RefSeq and is a predicted model, not a curated record. Lineage: Eukaryota; Fungi; Ascomycota; Dipodascomycetes; Dipodascales.